AUGAGGAGGAGGGCAGAGAUGGGCGGCCACACCAGCUUCACGCCCCCUGUGGAUGGAGACGCAGGUUCAGGGGCUGUCUCAGGGCCCUGCACAGAGUGCCAGCUGCCCAUGGCCCUAGUGGAAGGAGCUCCAGGGCCUGGGAAGAGGGUGAGGUGGCGACAGGAGGAGGAGGUGUCGCUGCCAGGGUUCUCACCCAAGCUGGCAGAGGGCUCGGACUGGGUGCAGACCCUGCUGCUGCUCCGAGCUGCGGGUGCUGCCACAGGCCCUGUGAGUCGCAUCUGGGCCAUCACCGAAGGCUUCCUGUACGAGGGGACCUUUGAGCUGAGCCUUGAAGGACGGGUGGAAUUUCCACGACGGUCCAGGCUGGCGUUUCGGGUGGACCAGUGGAUUCUUCCAGAAGGCAGUUUUAGCGCGAACUCCGCGGCGCGCGGGGACUUGCCACACCGUGGGGGCCGCCAGCCCUCGGCUACCGCUUCGAAUUUGCCGAGUAUUAGCCACGAGGGGGCGGGGGGCGCCUUGGUGCCCGCUCCGCCAGGCCGCUUCCUCGGAGCCUACGCCUACCCGCCCCGGCCCCAGGCCGCCGGCUUCCCCGGGGUGGGCGAGCCCUUCCCGCCGACGGCGAGCGCCGAGGGCUACCAACCUGGAGACGGCUACGUGGCCCCGGACCCGCGCUCGGUUCUCUACCCGGGGCCGCGCGAGGACUACGCGCUGCCGGCGGGGCUGGAGGUGUCCGGGAAGCUGAGAGUCGCGCUCAACAACCACCUGUUGUGGUCCAAGUUUAAUCAGCACCAGACGGAGAUGAUCAUCACCAAGCAGGGACGGCGGAUGUUCCCAUUCUUGUCAUUUACUGUGGCGGGGCUGGAGCCCACCAGCCAUUACCGGAUGUUCGUGGACGUGGUCUUGGUGGACCAGCACCACUGGCGGUAUCAGAGUGGCAAAUGGGUGCAGUGUGGAAAGGCUGAGGGCAACAUGCCAGGGAACCGCCUGUAUGUCCACCCAGAUUCCCCCAAUACUGGAGCCCAUUGGAUGCGCCAGGAAGUUUCAUUCGGGAAAUUGAAGCUCACGAACAACAAAGGGGCCUCUAACAAUGUGACCCAGAUGAUCGUGCUCCAGUCACUCCAUAAGUACCAGCCUCGGCUGCACAUUGUUGAGGUGAAUGAGGCGGAGCCGGAGGCGGCCUGCAACGCCUCCAACACGCAUAUCUUCACCUUCCAAGAGACGCAGUUCAUUGCCGUGACCGCCUACCAGAACGCAGAGAUCACUCAGCUGAAAAUUGAUAAUAACCCUUUUGCCAAAGGAUUCCGGGAGAACUUUGAGUCCAUGUAUGCGUCUGUUGACACCAGCGUCCCUUCCCCACCUGGACCCAACUGUCAGUUGCUUGGGGGAGACCACUACUCUCCUCUCCUACCCAACCAGUAUCCCGUUCCCAGCCGCUUCUACUCCGACCUUCCCGGGCAAGCCAAGGAUGUGGUUUCCCAGCCUUACUGGCUGGGGGCCCCGAGGGACCACAGCUACGAGGCUGAGUUUCGAGCAGUCAGCAUGAAGCCUGCAUUCCUGCCCUCCGCCCCUGGACCCACCAUGUCCUACUACCGAGGCCAAGAGGUGCUGACGCCCGGAGCUGGCUGGCCUGUGGCCCCCCAGUACCCUCCCAAGAUGGGCACAGGCAGCUGGUUCCGCCCCAUGCGGACUCUGCCCAUGGAACCUGGUCCCGGAGCUUCAGAGGGACGGGGCCCGGAGGACCAGGGCUCCCCCUCGGUGUGGACUGAGAUCAUCCCCCUGCGGCCAGAGUCCAGUGACUCAGGACUGGGUGAAGGAGACUCUAAGAGGAGGCGCGUGUCCCCCUAUCCUUCCAGUGGCGAUAGCUCAUCCCCUGCUGGGGCGCCGUCUCCUUUUGACAAGGAAACCGAAGGCCAGUUUUAUAGCUAUUUUCCCAACUGAGCAGAUGACAUGGCGACAGGCAGAGAAGCAGUGUCACCAGGCUGGAGGACACCCACUAAUGCAGACAACAGACUCGGGACUGAGAGGCCCCAGCUCCCUCUGUCCCUUCUCCUUUUGUCAUUGGGCGAAGAAGAGGGGGUCCCGGGGUUCACUGGCUGCUUCCGGCCCACGAUGAAACCUGAGAGGAGUGUCCCCUGCCCCUUCCUCUGCCCUGACUACGGUCAUCUCCCUGGUGCUGCUCUGGCUGUGGGUGCCCCGCUGGAGAACAGAAAACGGAGAACAAGAAGGUCCUGGACACAAAGGAGCUUCCUCUCUUCUGUGGG
Molecule: messenger RNA, 2261 nt
Organism: Suricata suricatta (meerkat)
Lineage: Eukaryota; Metazoa; Chordata; Mammalia; Carnivora; Herpestidae
Gene: TBX21
Product: T-box transcription factor 21
Exons: 9
Coding region: 1-1938 (645 amino acids)
Biological process (GO): cell fate specification; regulation of transcription by RNA polymerase II; positive regulation of DNA-templated transcription
Cellular component (GO): nucleus
Molecular function (GO): RNA polymerase II cis-regulatory region sequence-specific DNA binding; DNA-binding transcription factor activity, RNA polymerase II-specific
Source: RefSeq, a predicted model, not a curated record